UGGUGAGCCUGGGUUCAAAUUUUCAACGGCACUGAAUGAAUCCCGCGGCGGUUCUUGCGGGCGCUGCGCCGUUGCAGCUGAGAAGAGGUUCUUGAUAAGAAGUACUUGCUAGAUUUCAAGAUUUCAGAAGACAAGUGAAAGUAUAUUGCAACUUUGAUUGAACCGACAUAUUAUACUACAGGGUGAGAGGGAAGAACAAUAUGGGAAGAACACUGUGCUGAAAUCAGGGGCCUCAGUUCUAGAUCUAAUUCUGCCUUACAUAACUGCAAUAUUGGGUAGGGACAAUGUCUUACUCCUAUGAUGCUCCCACGGACUUCAUCAAUUUUACAUCUUUGAAUGAUGAGGAAGAUCCCCAAAACAUAGAUUCUUGGUUUGAAGAGAAGGCCAAUUUGGAGAAUAAGUUUCUUGGGAAGAAUGGGCCAGGGCCUUUUCAGGAUAAAACUCCAAUGAGAAAAGCAAAUCCUCAGCAAGCUAUUGUCACACCUUUGAGACCAGUUAACAACACUUACUACAAAGAGUCAGAAAAAGAAAAUCUGGUGCAACAGUCCAUUCCCUCAAAUGCUUGUUCUGCCCUGGAAGUCAAGGGAACCACCUCAAGAAAUACUCCAUCCCAGCCUCAGAGACGAUCUGUUAGACUCUCUGCUCAGAAAGAUUUGGCACAGAAAGAAAAACACCAUGUGAAAACGAAAGCCAAGAGAUGCGCUACUCCUGUAAUCAUCAGUGAAACUCCACCCUCCAAAAGAAUGAAAGUUUCUGACCAUCAAAAGAAGGCCGAAGUAGAGGAAGAUGGCAGUGUUCAUCAGGAUACUUCUGGAAACAAUGACUCUUCCCCAGAGAAAGCCAAGGGCAGACAUACUGUGCCUUGUAUACCACCUGCAAGGCAGAAGGUUCUAAAAAGUACUGAGGAGCAAGAGUUGGAGAAGAGCAUAAAAAUGCAGCAGGAGGUGGCGGAGAUGCGGAGGAAGAAUGAAGCGUUCAAGAAGCUGGCUCUCGCAGGAGCAGGACAACCUGUCAAGAAACCAGUAAGCCAGGUAACCAAAUCAGUCAACUUCCACUUCCGCACAGAUGAGCGAAUCAAACAACAGCCUAAGAGCCAGGAGGAGUAUAAGGAAGUGAACUUUUCAUCUGAGCUGCGAAAGCAUCCUCCAUCUCCUGCCAGAGUGGCUAAGGGAUGCACCAUUAUAAAGCCUUUCAACCUGUCCCAAGGAAAGAAAAGAAAAUUUGAUGAAACAUCUCCAUAUGUACCUAUUGCACAGCAGGUCGAAGCCUUCUAUAAAAGAACCCCUAACAGAUAUCACUUGAGGAGCAAGAAGGAUGAUAUUAAUCUGUUACCCUCCAAACCUGCUGUGGCCAAGAUUUCCAGAGACCCACAGACUCCUGUGUUGCAAACUAAACAGCGCACAAGGCCUGUGACCUGCAAAAGUGCAGCGGAUCAGGAGGCUGAGGAGCUGGAGAAACUACAGCAAUAUAAAUUCAAAGCACGGGAACUGGAUCCCAGAAUUCUUGAAGGUGGGCCCAUCUUGCCCAAGAAACCACCUGUGAAGCCACCCACUCAGCCUAUUGGCUUUGAUUUGGAAAUUGAGAAAAGAAUCCAGGAGCGUGAGUCAAAGAAGAAAUCAGAGGAUGAACACUUUGAAUUUCAUUCCAGACCUUGUCCGACUAAGAUCUUGGAAGAUGUUGUGGGUGUUCCUGAAAAGAAAGUACUUCCAAUCACUGUCCCCAAAUCACCGGCCUUUGCAUUAAAGAACAGAAUCCGAAUGCCCACCAACGAUGAGGAAGAGGAGCCAGUAGUGAUAAGAAGAGCUCAACCUCCACCACAUUUUGGGGUGCCUUUUAAGCCCCAUAUCCCAGAAACAAAAACUGUGGAAAUAUGCCCUUUCUCUUUUGAUUCUCGAGACAAAGAACGUCAGUUACAGAAGGAGAAGAAAAUAAAAGAACUGCAGAAAGGGGAGGUGCCCAAGUUCAAGGCGCUUCUUUUGCCUGAUUUUGACACCAUUAACCUGCCAGAGAAGAAGGUGAAGAGUGCAACCCAGAUUGAGCCUUUCUGUCUGGAGACUGACAAAAGAGGUGCUAUGAAGGCAGAGACUUGGAAGCACCAGCUGGAGGAAGAACUGAAACAGCAGAAAGAAGCAACUUGCUUCAAGGCUCGUCCAAACACCGUCAUCUUCCAGGAGCCCUUUGUUCCCAAGAAAGAGAAAAAAUCCCUAACCGAGGGCCUUUCUGGUUCUCUAGUUCAGGAACCUUUUCAGCUGGCCACUGAGAAGAGAGCCAAGGAGCGGCAAGAGAUGGAGAAGAAAAUGGCUGAGGUAGAAGCCCAGAAAGCCCAGCAGCUGGAGGAGGCCAGGCAGCAGGAGGAAGAGCAGCAGAGGAAGGAGCUGGCCAGGCUACGGAAAGAACUGGUGCACAAGGCAAACCCAAUACGCAAGUACCAGGGUGUGGAGAUAAAGUCAAGUGACCAGCCUCUGACUGUGCCUGUAUCUCCCAAGUUCUCCACUCGAUUCCACUGCUGAACUCGACUGUGAGCUGCAGACACCACCUGGGAACAGGAGCUGCUUUUUCCAUCAAGCCAGGAGCCUUCUUUCUUUUUCCCAGGGGCAUGGAACUUUUCUCCGGGGGCCAUGGAGAGAACCCAUUUCUUCAGACUUUUACCUCCCCGUGCCCAACAGAGCCUACCUAACAAGUGUGGACUCUCGUUUUGUUGAGAACUGUUAUCCUGCAUUAUUGAAGCUAAUAAUGAGACUCAACUCAUAUAUAUCUCGAUCAGACUCCAUGUAGUUAUUUCCUUUGAACCAUCAGUUGACUUUUAAAAUGGGUUUUAACUUUGACCAGAAUUUAAAGUCUUUAUAUCAGCACUAUGUAAUUUCUACUCCCCCUCCCCCCCAUUUUAAAUCAGAAAAUAAAGAUAAAUACUGAGAUAGGAUUUAAGUCAUGGCUUCAAUGAGGAGCAGUCAGUAUAUCAGAUUUUUUCCUCUUUGCAUAGAAUGAAUAUAGAGUUAAGGAGCCCUUUGCUACGAGGGGAAGCCUCAUUAACUGCACGUCGAGGAAGAAGGCCUCCUGGGCUGCUGGAAGCUCACAGCAGCCGUCGGCAAGCUCCCGGCAGAGCUGCUGCUAAGGCACAUUCUUCCCUUAUCGUGCUGAUAACAGGAAUGCCAUGCAUCCCAGGGUUUAAGUCUUCCAGUAACCUGGACUGCAGUAAAUAUGUUUGUCUUCCCCUCCUUGUUUUUGUUAUUUGAUGUUUUAAAAUUUGUCAAGCCCCUCUGGAGGUGCCAUCUUGUUGCCAAAAUGGGUAUUUUGAGAGGAGUGUCCCGGAACUUUUUAAAGCAUAGGUUCUGUCUCUAAAGGAAAGUGCUUUGUACCUUUUUUCUGUCUUAUGUCAGAAUACCCUUCCACAUUUGUUGACUUCCUCCUAGGAACCACUCUGGAAGGCCUUCCAAUGUUAUGCCUUCGCACAGAGUGCCUUCCCUCAAUGUGCUCUUUCUCAUCUGGUGAACUCUUCCUAUAAGACAGCUCAAGUAACAUCUUUUUUAUAACUCCUUCCUUGACCAUCUGACCUCCUUAGCUAAGGAUGAUCACUUCUUUUGUGGCACCUCCCAAAUGUUUCUUGUGUGUGUCUCCAAUACAGCAGUUACACCACUGAGUUAUUUGCACUUGUUUACAAACUAGUAAAGUCACGUCUAUCUAAGAUUAUCUUAGUAUCUCUGUAUUUCUUGUAGCUGACACAGAACUUGCUUGGUCCAUGUUAAAUAGUAUAUUUUCUUUUAGACUUGACAUUAUUUAUGAACUCUGCUCUAUAACAGUCAUAUUCUGCCCUGGCCAGUCCUGGGCACCAUAUAUAAUAUUAAACCUAUUUGAUAUUC
Messenger RNA from Miniopterus natalensis, 3857 nucleotides. RefSeq names its product TPX2 microtubule nucleation factor (gene TPX2). Gene Ontology annotation, biological process: activation of protein kinase activity; regulation of mitotic spindle organization. The record is from RefSeq and is a predicted model, not a curated record. Gene Ontology annotation, cellular component: spindle; microtubule. NCBI's taxonomy places the organism in Eukaryota, Metazoa, Chordata, Mammalia, Chiroptera, Miniopteridae.